Molecule: messenger RNA, 864 nt
Organism: Pectinophora gossypiella (pink bollworm)
Lineage: Eukaryota; Metazoa; Arthropoda; Insecta; Lepidoptera; Gelechiidae
Product: calcium-binding protein P-like
Exons: 2
Coding region: 1-864 (287 amino acids)
Source: RefSeq, a predicted model, not a curated record
AUGGCGGGACAAGGAGCUGGUCCUGCUCAACAAGGAAUGCCUGGACAAGACACGGGAGCAAGCUUCGGACCUUCUUCGGACGACGCGUUUAAGUCAUUGGAUGCGACUAAACAGCCAGAUUUCUACCAACCGGGUGCACUGGGAGCGCCUCGGCAAAGCGUCGGCAAGCAGGGAGCGAUGUCUGGCGCGACUUCAGGUUCUUCCCCAGGCUCAGCUCCUCGGCAAAGCAUAGCUCAGAGCGGCCGCAGACCAAGUAUGCAGCAGCAGAAUGCUAGUCGGAAAUCGGUACAACUAGUUGAUGGUAGAAGAUCGUCAGCUGCAAAGUCUCCUGGAAGACAGAGCGUAUCAAAGCAGAGGCAGGAUUCAACACCGGAAGUUUGGGGGUCAAUGAACGAAACUAAAGCACCGGUAGCAAUGUGGAAUCAGGAAGCGCAACAACUCGAACAGUCUAUGCCGCUACAGAUGCAACAGCAAUCUAUGCCGCAACAAAUGCAACGGCAAUCUAUGCCUCCGCAAAUGCAGCCAUCCAUGCAACAGCAGUCUGCAGGCCAACCAAUGCCGCCUGGACAACCAGCAAAUGUUGGCGCUCCUGGACAACCUCCUCCAAACCAAGACGGAUCUAUGUGGCUUGACCAAUAUAUGACACAGUAUCAAGCCAAAUAUCCUCCUAUUCCGGCGGUGGAAGUCAAGCUCCAGGACCAGGUUCAUUUGCAGGUGGAGUUGGCCAACCUCCUGGACCAGGGUCAUUUGCAGGUGGAGUUGGCCAACCUCCCGGACCAGGGCCAUUUGCAGGUGGAGUUGACCAACAUCCCGGACCAGGACCAUUUGGAGGUGGUCAAGCUCCCGGACCAGGGUCAUUUGUAG